Molecule: messenger RNA, 852 nt
Organism: Cucurbita maxima (winter squash)
Lineage: Eukaryota; Viridiplantae; Streptophyta; Magnoliopsida; Cucurbitales; Cucurbitaceae
Product: pentatricopeptide repeat-containing protein At2g29760, chloroplastic-like
Exons: 5
Coding region: 1-852 (283 amino acids)
Biological process (GO): RNA modification
Molecular function (GO): RNA binding; protein binding
Source: RefSeq, a predicted model, not a curated record
AUGAUUGUUCUCAAUGCUGUAAUUGAUGCAUACAGUAAAUGUGGCGAACUGGAUACGUCAUAUUCUAUUUUCAGUCAAAUGCAGGAGAGAAAUGUUGUUACCUGGACCUCAAUGGUUGUAGCCUAUUCUCAGACAUCGAUGUUAGAUGAUGUUUUUCGAGUGUUAAGUUGUAUGCCGGAAAAAGAUGUCCAUACUUGGACUGCUUUGAUUAAUUCUUUUGUAAGCAACAAGUUUUUAGGUGCUUGUGUAGAUCUUGGUUUGAUAGCAAAAGGAAAAACGAUUCAUGGACUCAUAAUCAGAAGGAACAGUGGCCUUAAUUUUUCAAAGGAGAAUGAUAGAUGUAGGGAUAAGACCGAAAGUGCGUUUCUAGAUGUGCUGUCUGCCUGUUCCCAUACUGGUUUGUCAUCUAAAGGAUUAUAUAUUCCGGAGUUAAUGGAGAAGUGUUGUGGGCACAUAAUGGAUCAAAACAUGUCAUGGGGUGCAGUUUUGGGGUCUAGUAGAAUGCAUGAAAAUUUGGACCUGGCUAUGAGAGCUGCAGAAACUUUGAUUGACAUGGAGCCUGAUAAUGCUGGAAGAUAUAUAAUGUUGUCUAAUGUAUUUGCAGCAAAUAGAUGGAUGAAUGCCCAUAGCGUGAGAAAACUCAUGUUGGAAAGAGGUUUCAAAAAGGGAGUAGCAUAUGACUGCAUAGAAAUUAGAAAUACAAGACAUAAGUUUGUGGCAAGAGAUACUUCCCAUAGGCAUAUGGAGAUAUCUUCUAUGAAAUAUGACUGGGAUUUUCAUUCUGUUGCUCUUCAUACCAUAUUGAUGACUGAUCAUUACUUCAAUUUCUGUAACCCGAUUGUAUUUGCUUAA